UGUUUAAAAAACCUGAAAUUUCUUGAUUAUAAGUUUGUCUUACUGUUUUCAAUCACCUACGAAGAUGCUAGGCCUGUCGGCAUUCUGCGCAAUAUUGGGUCUUGCCGUUGCGACUCCAGGGCUAGAUGGAUUCGAUGAUGUUGCAAUUAAAGAUGCAAUAGAACGCCAUGUUCGCAACAAUUACAUGGUGGACUUUGAUAGGUGGGCACAAGAGUAUGUCAAUCAACAGGCUAAUCAAAACAACCGUAAGGUGUCGUGGUGGGAUCUGUAUGGUAACCAUCAACAUCUCAAAGAAAGGCCAGAAUAUCAUCGGUACAAAAUUGAGGUAACCACUGGACCUGUCUUAUACAAACCAGUCAGCAGACAACUUGAUAGACCUCAGUCAGUUUAUACUAAAUGGUAUCACAAUGACCAGGCUAAUCAAGAUAUUACCACAGUCAUCUCCAAGGAAAUUCAGAGACAGUCUUCGUUUACUUGGUCUUUGCAGCAAGGACUAAAGAUUGCAACAAAGGUAGAGGCCAAGGCUGGGAUUCCCGAGGUUAUUGAUGUCAGUACGUCCAUCAGCACGGAACUGGACCUUAGGGCCAGUCAGGGAAAAACCACUAGUGAGAUAGACACCUUUAAGAUUUCAUACACUCUUAAGAUUGAUCCAAAGACUUCCGUAAAAGCAGAAUGGGUGAUUACGGAACGAGAAAUUGAAGUCCCCUGGGAGGCAGAUAUAUCUAUAGAUGGUUGGAUCGCUAUUUGGUUCCACGAGAAAUGGGAGGGACACUGGCUUUGGUUUCACCCUAUGUGGAUGUUGAAAAAUGAAUACUUUCAACAAAAUGGCGACGGUCUCAAAUUUAGGGCUCAUGGACUAUUUCGUGGAGUUCGUGGGAUCGACUCAGUAAUUAGAACCUAUGAAUAUCCUUUACAAAAACCGUAUUCAGACGUUACAGGUGAGCCUUUGUCUAAUCCCGGAGUUCCUCGUAGGGUCAAGACCCAUCAUAUUCCCCAAGGCCGUGAGCAGAAGCAGCAUGGUGCUCUUGGAGAUUAGGAAACAGACAGCCAUGUUCCAUUCUAACGUUUCUACUUGCUCGUAUACUAACUAAAACCUUCUUGACUUUUCAUCUCAAUGUUAAAAAA
Molecule: messenger RNA, 1125 nt
Organism: Limulus polyphemus (Atlantic horseshoe crab)
Lineage: Eukaryota; Metazoa; Arthropoda; Merostomata; Xiphosura; Limulidae
Exons: 4
Coding region: 65-1036 (323 amino acids)
Source: RefSeq, a predicted model, not a curated record